GUGUUAAGCAUUAUUAAACUUCUCGCGCUCUAAUCCAAGUGUAACCCGCGCGGUUUACGUGGUCGGAACGAAAACUAUGCGGCACGAUGAAGAGGCCAAGAAGAAUCGGUGGUGGCCUACCGAGCGGGAAAAAGCUGGACUACUGCCAGAAGGUGUGUCAAGCUCGAGGAAUAUUGCUGGUGUACUUGACUAUCUGUGCUGCGCUGCCGGCACUAUUUUCACCGCGUCAGCAUACGUACGCGAAACUACAUUAAAAGAAGGUACGCAGUGGCAUGUAAACGAUGCCAAUGAUGAUUUGCAGUUGGAGCAAGACUUGACCUUCUUCGAGCCGACAGCAGCGAACGUCAGUGCGUUUAUAGGACAUACCGCAUAUCUACCAUGCCGUGUGCGAAAUCUGGGCGACAAAGUAGUUUCCUGGAUGAGAAGCAAGGACCUCCAUAUUCUCACUUCGGGAUAUUACUCGUUCAGCUCGGAUCCACGAUUUGGAGUCCAGCAUGUGCCAGGCAGCGAUGUCUGGACUCUCAGGCUGGAUAACGCCAGAGAGACGGAUUCUGGCAAGUACGAGUGCCAGGUCAAUACGGAACCUAAGAUCAUGUAUGCAGUGCAGCUCUCAGUACGAGAUCCGGACCAACCGGAGGGAUACGAUGAACCAUAUUCUCAGCAGACGCGUAUAAGACUUCCAGGUUACGAGAGUACAGCUCCGGUGGCGAACAUAAUAGGACCCCAGGAGCAAAGGGUGCCGUCGGGCUCGACGAUCACCCUGAGGUGCGUCAUAUUGUCGCCGUAUCAGACCCGUCCCAUCAGGGGUGUACAAUGGCUUCGGGAUAACAAACUCCUAACAUUCCAGGCAGCGCGCGGAGGAAUAAGUGUGGAGACCGAAAAAGGUGCGGCACGUACAGUAUCUGUGUUGAUUUUGGCGGCGGUGACACAAGAUGACAUUGGAAACUAUUCAUGCAGGCCGACGGAGGGUCGAUCAGCUACUGUCACUUUGGUCGUUGAGGAAGAGGAACGCACGGAAGCCAUGCAACGUGACGCCGGAUACGUCUCUUCCGGAAGUAACGUCAGGCACUGGCCCGGACUUCUACUUCCGGUUUCGUGGCUUCUAAUACUCGCGCGCAACAGCCAAACUUUCUUGCUCUAGCACACAUACACACCCGACAGUAUUUCACGCUUAUUUCUUGCCGUUUCCAAUGCUAAAAUGUACCUAAAAUGUGACCAAGCCGAUUUAGAUCGUAAGAUAGAUUUGUAGAUCUUAAAAACAUAUUUAUAAAUGUGUCGCGAUGUGAUACAUGCGCAAACGUAGCAAUUAAAUUCGUAAAAUAGAGAUUACGCACUCCAGAGGGAUUGCGAUAAAAGCUACUUAUAUAUAUUUUAUGUAAUCGUGGAUGAAUUUAUUAAGCUUGAUUUAACUCGGUCAAUUUCAUAAAUAUUAUUGUAUAAAUUAUCGAAGAGAAUUUUGCAAUCUCGCGCACGCAGUAAUAGAAAUUGCAAAUGUUUAUGGUCAAAUUAAUAAGUUAUAUCAUGAUAGGUAAAUUAGAUUAGUAAUUAUAAAUAAUAUAGUUCAUUAUAGUAUAUAUAAUGCGAUCGAGGGCUUGAAAUAUUGUAAAAUGAUAUAUGUAUGUUACAUGAAGAAAAGUCAGUUCUCCUUGUCCUUCAAAGCAUCAACUUUUCUUUUGCUAAUAAAAGUACAAAAAAUGUUGUAUAUCUUCUCAAUUCCUCGAUCGCGUGUAAGAAGAUGAUAAGUAAUUUGUGGGAAUUUCAUACAAAUGGUGAUGGAAAUAAAGACAAAAUGUCCUAGCACAACA
Molecule: messenger RNA, 1805 nt
Organism: Nylanderia fulva
Lineage: Eukaryota; Metazoa; Arthropoda; Insecta; Hymenoptera; Formicidae
Source: RefSeq, a predicted model, not a curated record